Messenger RNA from Vanrija pseudolonga, 1834 nucleotides. RefSeq names its product Transcription initiation factor TFIID subunit 12 (gene taf12). The transcript has 5 exons. Gene Ontology annotation, biological process: DNA-templated transcription initiation. The record is from RefSeq and is a predicted model, not a curated record. Bases 95 to 1780 code for a protein of 561 amino acids. Gene Ontology annotation, molecular function: protein heterodimerization activity. Gene Ontology annotation, cellular component: transcription factor TFIID complex. Lineage: Eukaryota; Fungi; Basidiomycota; Tremellomycetes; Trichosporonales; Trichosporonaceae.
CCCUCUCCAUCUCUCAUCCAUCCCUAAAAGCGCGCGUCAGACUUGAAAUCGCACCAAGGACCCCGCCGCCCGUACCCCCUGUGAUACCCCGACCAUGGCAGCUCCCCGGCCCCCCGCCGCGCGGCCAGCGGCGGCCAUCAACCUCGAGUCGAUCUACGCGAACAUCCCCAUCCUCAUCCAGAGGGUGCGCAGCAACCUGCUCGCUGCGAAUCAGAUCCCUCCUCUCCGCAACCUGAUUGCAAACCACGCGCGAGAGAUCGUCAUCUUCAACGCCCGUCUCGGCCGCCCGAACCCACUGUUGAGCCUCCCUGAGGUGCUUAAUCCUACCAAGCGUGUGGGCAACAAUGAUGCUGUGACGACCGAAAGCGCUUUCCUUCAGUCCAUAUCGGCCGGCGUCAACGCCGCGCGCACCAUCCGCCCGGACCAGAACCUCAUCGCGACCAUCAACGCGCGCAACGCCGCCGCCGUGCGUCCGCCCGCGGCCGGAGCAGCUGCUGCUGGCACACCUGCCAAGCCGCAGUCGCCUGCGCCGACCCCGACGAGCGCGGCGCCGACACCUCGUACCGCCAGCCCUGCUACCCCCGCGACGCCGACGGUCGCGGCCACCCCGCCGGCCCCGGCUUCCGCAGAGCAGCCUGCAGCGGCGCCAGCUGCCGUCGCUCCUGCCACGGUAUCCACGCCACCUGUGGCACAGGCGCAGAUGCCGAUGCCGCCCAUGACGUUUCAGCAGGUCAAGGAUCUGCUGGCAAUCCCCCCAGACAAGCGAAACCCCAUGUUUGAGGCAGACCCAGUACUUAAACAGCGCUUCUAUACCUCUUACGCUUACUUCCAGCACAAGACUUCUCAGCCCGCGGCUCCUCAGCCUGCGACUCCUCAGACUGUCGCCCCAGCUGCAGUCACUGCUCCGCCCGCUGCCACGGCAACAACAGCAGCAGCUGCUGCAGGAACACCCAUGCCCACCCAAGCCCAGACCGCACCUGCGGCCGUUGUUCCAGCCAGCCAGGUUCCAGCUGCACCAGUGCGCACGUCGUCACUCCCAACCGUGCCGACCCCUGUUCCAGCGGCCCCGGUGCCUGCAGCUGCUACCACGACGGUACCUACCCCACCAGCUGCGUCGGUGUCAACGGGAGCACCGCCAGCUACUACCCCUGCCGUGGCACCACCGGCACCAGUUACAACUACCCCUGCCCCGGCUGUUUCUCCACCGGAGCCCAAACCGGCAACGGUGCCUUCGCCGGCUCCUGUUGCGGCAACUCCAGCAACCACAACAGUGGCACCACCACCGACCGUGACACCCCCCGCGCCCACACCGGCGCCAGCUCCGGCGCCAGUCUCGGCUCCUCCCGUAGCGCCUACUCCAACACCACCGGCCCCAGCACCUGCUCCUCCAAAGGCGGCUCCUCCCGCCGCACCCCCCAAACCUCCGCCUCCGCCUCCAGAGCCCGAGCCAGCAAGGCGCAAGCGCAAGCUCCGCGAGUUCACGCGCGAGCUGGCACCUGACCUUGCGGUGGAGCUGGGUCUAGACAAUCUCUUCGGCGAGGUCUUGGACAGUUUCAUCGACACAGCGGCGAAGGACAGCAUCCGCCUGGCGGCGCAUCGUAACUCGAACCACGUCGAGGUCAAGGACAUGGCCUUUGUUCUCGAGCACUACCACGACAUUGUCGUCCCUGGCUUCAACGUCCAGGUGCCCAAGAAGGUCCAUCUCGAGCCAGAGGGAGAGAAGAAGCGUGGAAGGCAGGUCGCGCCGCGCCGUCCGGCCGCGAGGCGAGAGGAGGAGUGAGUAGAGAUGAUCCAAGCCACCAGCAGACGGCGUCCCAUGUUGUACUAUAGCACC